GGUGUCAGCUUUGUCAGUGCUCGUAGCAUGCUAGUUGUCAGGUGAUGUUGAACGCUUGCGAUUCCUGUUUUUUUUUUUUUCACAUCUGCCUCGUCUUUAAACUGAGCGUGGAAUCAUGGUCUUCUACUUUACCAGCGCCGUUGUGUCCCCACCCUGUACCAUCUACAUGGGCAAAGACAAAUAUGAAAAUGAAGAUCUUAUAAAAUACGGCUGGCCUGAGGACAUUUGGUUUCACGUGGAUAAACUCUCGUCUGCACACGUGUACCUAAGAAUGCCCAAAGGAAAGACAAUAGAGGACAUACCCAAAGAAGUCCUAAUCGACUGCGCACAGCUCGUCAAGAACAAUAGCAUUCAAGGCUGCAAAAUGAACAAUAUCAACGUUGUUUACACGCCAUGGGGAAACCUGAAGAAAACCGGAGACAUGGAUGUGGGUCAGAUUGGCUUUCAUCGCCAGAAAGAGGUCAAAACAGUGGCUGUAGAAAAGAAAAUCAACGAAAUCAUCAACCGGUUAGAGAAGACAAAGGAGGAGAAAUACCCCGAUCUCGCAGCGGAGAAAGAGUCCAGAGAACGAGAGGAUCGAAACGAGAAAAAGGUCCAGAUUCAGGAGAUGAAGAAAAGGGAAAAGGAAGACAUGAAGAGGAAAAAGGAGCAGGAAGAGUUGAGAAAUUACUCAUCACUUAUGAAAAGCGAAAACAUGACCACAAACGAGGAUGGUAACGAUUCUGACGAUUUUAUGUAACUGGAAAAAAAAGGUUUUCAGGAGCAGACUUGACAUCUUAAACCAUGCACACGCUUAGAGGGACACCAUAGCAUGCCAUGAAAUGGAGGAAUUUGCUUGCUGUGCAUCAUAAACACUACCUGUGCCAAUAAACCAUUUUGCCUGGAUCGUGUUGGAGCUAAAUUAACAAUGGCUUCUUAAACACCAAACAAGAAAAAGCAACAUUUUCCAUGGCAAGGCUGUUUACUCUAUGAACAAGGAUUGUUCUUUUCUGGCUAUCUUUGUUGAUUUUUCUACAGGGAAAAUGAUGGUUGUAAUUUGGGGAAGAGGGAUGGAAUGGCAUGGUUUUAUUCGAAUUUUACUGAUUUUGCAGCAGUGACUCAUCAGGGCUAGGAUGUUGGUCUAUCAUGGAUUGUGUAGUUUGAUAUGUUUCUGGCUCAAUUCCUUUCCUGAGACAUUAUGAUAGCCAGAUCUUGGUAUACACAUUGACUUUCGCAAUGCAUGACAGUAUAUAUGUUAGCCCUGGUUCAUUUUCUUGUUUGUUUUUCUGACGGAUGCAAAACAAUAAAUCUUAUAAUACAUGUUUCUUUUUUCACA
Clarias gariepinus (North African catfish) is the source of this 1315-nucleotide messenger RNA. It is a transcript of the gene ccdc25, whose product is annotated as coiled-coil domain containing 25. The record is from RefSeq and is a predicted model, not a curated record. NCBI's taxonomy places the organism in Eukaryota, Metazoa, Chordata, Actinopteri, Siluriformes, Clariidae. Bases 116 to 739 code for a protein of 207 amino acids. The transcript has 9 exons.